GAGGGGGGAAUGAAAUAAAGAAAACAAAAAACAAAGGAAAUGAGUCAUCCUACAACAAAUGGACUUAGAAAGGGGUGUUGGACUGAGGAAGAAGACCGGUUGCUCAGAAAAUAUGUCGACACGUUUGGAAAAGGAAGUUGGAAGCAUAUCCCUACCAAAUCAGGACUCAAUCGUUGUCGGAAGAGUUGUAGAUUGAGGUGGUUGAACUAUCUCAGACCGAACAUCAAGCGCGGCGACUUCGGUGUUGAUGAGGAUGAUCUUAUUAUCAAACUCCAUAGACUCUUGGGCAACAGAUGGUCUCUAAUUGCAGGAAGAAUACCAGGAAGAACAGCAAAUGACAUUAAAAAUUAUUGGAACUCUUGCUUGAGCAAGAAGGCAUCUACAUCAGAUAGCAAGACCACAAGCAGCUUAGAGACCCAAUCAGCCAUGAAUUUGGAGCCAUUGGAGGGUGAAUUUCAGUCCUCAUCGGAUCGAAAAACAGAGGGAGAAGAAGAAGAAGAUGAAGAGGAUACAGCAUUGUUUUGGAGAAGUCUCUUGUUAGAGGGAGUCUUGAAGGAAACUAGAAAAUUGAGUGUUAAAAUCAAAGAAAAGAAGGUUCAAGAUGAUGAUUUUUUCCAAGGGUUGGGAGAUUUGGUUCAAGACAUGGAGAUUUUGGGUGGGAGUGAAUGAGUGAAACUAACUCCAAUUGGUGCAUCUCAUAAGUAGGGGUGUAAAUUGUUUGAUCUAGUUCAGUUCUGUUCAAUUGGGAUUGAGAGAAAAUUGAGUAUCGAAUUGAAUCCUUCAAUUUUGUUGGUUGAGGACUUGAAACCAACUACAUGAUAUAGCUCGGUUUUUUCAAUUUAGUAUAAAAGAGGGAUUUACCUAAGCCAUUAACGGAUUUUAUACAUACAUGUAAAAUCCCACUAUUGAAAUAAAUGAAGCGAAAUCGUAGAAGUUGUUCUAUAAA
Messenger RNA from Camellia sinensis, 946 nucleotides. RefSeq names its product transcription factor MYB114. The record is from RefSeq and is a predicted model, not a curated record. Lineage: Eukaryota; Viridiplantae; Streptophyta; Magnoliopsida; Ericales; Theaceae.